AUGGAGGACGAUGAUGGAUCCUUGUUGGAGAGAAACAGCGACCACAGUGAUCCACAUCGCAAAUCGGAAGUCGCAAGAGGAUUCAAACUCAUUAAGCCGGAGCCCAUCGAUGACUACGAUGACGACAGUGAUUCGACGCCCUCGCCUCGUGUAAAACAUAAACGCCAAUGCGCAGAAGUUGCAAUGAAGAAGAUCAAACUGGACAUUCAACCCGGACAAUUCGAUGCAUCCAGAGAUAAAAAGAAUGGUGCUGAGUCACGUGAAGGAUCCUGUGAUCGAAACGACUGCGCUCUUCAGAAGUCCUGCUCUUUAUCUAUCAAUCCGAAUUGUCUAAAAACGAUAACGGAUGCCUGUGGGAAGAACUUCUUUCACAUAACAAAGGGCGAACAUGUCUGCGGCAUCUGCUACGACGAAAUUUGGAAAUAUGGCCACACAUAUUCUCAACAGUUUGCCGAUUGGAAAGUAACUUGGUGCAAAAUGAGUCGCUGCUUUCCGACUCCGAGAUUCUUCGUUCAGGACCAAUUGCUUCCGUACUGGUUAGAGUGCCCUCAGUGUCACAAAUUUCGAAAGUUGGAUUUGGAGCCCACAGUUGUGAUAUCGACCGCAGAUAUAGAAAAGUUCCGCUGUUCUGACUGUAAUGUACCUGAGGACAAGUUGGCUUGUGAUGCUCGUCACCCUAACUGGAUUCUAUCCGCUUCCGUUGCUCCUUUGCUGCACAAUUCGCCUUCAUUGUACUACCUGCGUGAUCACUACUACUUGGACGAGGUAGGAGUGAGUCCGGCUGUUGCCAAGUAUACAGGGGAAGAGAAACUUCCGUCUUCCUCGUUUAUGGCUCCGUUUCACAUUCCAGAGGAACCGAUGGCAUUUUGUGUACGUCCUGAUGUAAUGGAACACGAUGAAUUGAAACGUUUCCCUCAAUAUUCUGCAGAGCCUAUUAUAUACCUUGGUCUUCGUAAUCUCGUAAUUACUUUGUGGAAUAUGAACCCAUUUGAAUAUCUCACAUUUGAUCAGUGUAAAAAACAUCUGAUUUCUCGGGGCCUAUGCCGAAUUUGGCAAACGCAGGAAUUGAAGAAGAUUUAUGAAUAUCUGAACGUGAAGUCAAUAGUCAACAUUGGUCUUCUCACGGUACAUACGCCACUUUCAUGCAGAACGAGGCGCUCCGCAAGUGUUGUUAUAAUUGGUGCGGGAAUCAGUGGACUGGCGGCUGCCCGUCAACUACAAGCACUGGGAACGAAAGUGACCCUUUUGGAAGCCAAGGACCGACCUGGUGGCAGAAUGCAGCGCUCCGCAAGUGUUGUUAUAAUUGGUGCGGGAAUCAGUGGACUGGCGGCUGCCCGUCAACUACAAGCACUGGGAACGAAAGUGACCCUUUUGGAAGCCAAGGACCGACCUGGUGGCAGAAUGCAGGCGAACAUUCCUUAUCGUCCUCUUCACCGUGAAUGUGCUAUGAUGGAUUCGGCUACAGGAAAAGUAAUGAAUCACAAAUUUUGUUGCAGGCCGACCGAAUUGCCGAUGAACACUGGAAUUGUAUUCAUGACAUACUUGGACACUGGCGCGCUCACACCAAAGGGCCUGAUCAUAGCCUUAUGGGACCCCCAUUUCAACCACAGUCAAAUAUACAAAACGAGGAUUUUGAACGAUGGAACAGUGGAGAUCGAUCUGCUAGCAGUAACUGAUCUCGAUCAUGAUAGCAAAGUAUCCAACAAAAAAUGGACUAGUUAUGCGAAGCGUGGUGUUCUGAGAAUUAGUCCUGAUCAUGACAAGGUUUCAGUUGAGUGGAAAGCCAACUCGGAUUUCUCUCUCAGCACUGAAAUAUCUUCCGGUGAUCGUGCCAUGGAGCUGUCCGAUCUUGCUGUUUUUGACGGCCGGCUGCUUGUUGGCGACGACAGAACUGGCUUAAUUUAUGAAAUUCGAGACAAUAAGGCGUUUCCCUGGAUUUUCUUGAAUGAUGGACCGGGGAAUGCUAGCAAAGGGCUAAAGCUCGAAUGGCUCACCGUGAAAGAUGAGCAUCUUUAUGCUGGUGGAUUGGGAAAGGAAUGGACCACUACCGAAGGGGAAUAUGUCAAUGACAAUCCAAUGUGGAUAAAAGUGGUAUCUCGUAAAGGCGAAAUCCAGCACGUAAACUGGCGCGACGUUUUCAUCAAAGUCCGGCGUGCUGCAGGAAUAGAGUAUCCUGGAUACAUGAUUCAUGAAGCUGUGCAGUGGUCCGAUACUCACAAAAAGUGGUUCUUCCUCCCACGGAGAGCUUCUCAUGAAAAAUACACUGAAGCAGAAGAUGAAACCAGAGGCACCAAUCUGCUCAUUAUCGGCGAUUCUUCACUAUCUUCGUUCAGUGUUGUUCACGUAGAUCAAAUCAACAUUGCGCACAAGAAGCUCGUGAAAGGAACUCGUCUGAAGUGGGGAGAUGCGUUCGAGCGUGCAUUUCAGUUCAAUCUAGGAAAUGCUGAAUUCAGUUGCGGAGCGAAAUUAAAUGAUGUAUCUUGGAGGAACUGGGAUCAAAACGAGGCUGUAAAUCAAUUUGCAGGGGCUCAUGCGCUCCUUAGCGAUGGUUGCGUGGAACUGAUCCAACGUCUUGCAGAAGGUCUAGACAUCCGUUACGAUCAUGAGGUCACGUUAGUUGAAUGGCUUCGUGCGAAAAAGUCUGUAUCGGUGAGCUGCCGCAAUGGCAGGAGAUUCAAUGCUGAUAAGGUGUUGCUGGCGUUGCCUCUAGCAGUUCUUCAGAAACACAGAGUCAGAUUCAACCCAAAGCUUCCGGAUAAGAAAACAAGGGCCAUGAAGUACAUUGGGGCAGGUCUCAUAGAAAAAGUAGCUGUGCGCUUUCCACGUUGUUUUUGGAACUCGCUUCUCAAGAAGGAUGGCACGCUAGACUACUUCAGUCAUGCUCCACGAAAGAGUUGCGAUCGUGGUCUCUUCAAUAUGUUUUACGAUUUCUCUCGCAGGGAUGCAAAUGGUGUGGCACCGUUCUACGUCCUAAUGUCAUAUGUUUGCGGUGAUUCCGUCGACAUUGUGAACAAGUACAGUGAUGAGGAAGUUGCCCAAAUAUUCGUCGACACUCUGAAACAGUUGUUUCCUAAUGAGGAUAUACCAGAACCGGAUGGAGCUGUGGUUACCCAUUGGGGCAGAGAUCCACAUAUUGGUAUGUCCUAUAGUUAUGUUCGGAUAGGUGGGACAGGAGCCCACUACGAUGACUUGGCGGCUCCGAUCGACGGAAAGUUAUACUUCGCCGGCGAGUGCACAAAUCGUUUCUUUCCACAAACGAUGACCGGCGCCUACAUCAGCGGACUUCGUGAGGCUGGUCGUAUAUGGGAGUCAUCCCACAACGAAAUAUGGAUUGAU
Molecule: messenger RNA, 3336 nt
Organism: Ostertagia ostertagi
Lineage: Eukaryota; Metazoa; Nematoda; Chromadorea; Rhabditida; Trichostrongylidae
Source: the annotation of a GenBank genome assembly